AUGACAGCGGGGGCCAAGCGCAGUCGCACACAGGCAGGCUUGGUUGAGGACAUUCGGAAUUGCGUAUCCGAGUUCCCAGAUGAUGUGACCGAUGGAAAGAUUUCAGAGGUGGCAGCCUUCGUUCGGUUUUGCAACCGCCCGGAGUCCGUGGACAGGUUGCUGCAAGCCAUCAAAUGCAACGAGGACAUGCAGUCCCUGAUCAACACCAUCGAUGUUACGGACCCCGCGGCACAGAAGCUGAGGACACUGGUGUCAGCAGCGACCGCAGACAUCGUACAGCAAGUUCCAGCGGCUCUGGCGCUUGUGGAGUCCAGCUUGAUUGUGAAUGUGGGAGCGGGAGAAGAAGCAAAUGCCACAAACUCCGCUCCCCCCGGAACCUUCAAGGGCAUCUGGAAGUUGGCCAAAGUUGCGGGCUGGGCACACAUUCGCGAGAACUUGGCAGAUGCAUUUGUCAAAGCUUUGGAAGACGGCCAAUCGGUCGCCCAGAGUGUAGCUGUUCUGCAGAAAGGUGUCGACGCAGACAAAUUCAUGAAGACGGCCACGGCAGUGCAGAAGUUUAGCGCCAGCAGAGACGUGAAGACGAUAGUUGAGUUCAUGGAUUCGACAGGACACGACUUCAGCGAGCAUGUCGUGACGUUGAAGAAAGCCAUUUCCAAGGCGGCUUCCGUGAACGUCCCAGAAACCGCCGCCUGGAUGUGGUCCCUCAUCCAUGCGGGCAAGCACACGCCGGUGAUGGCACUGGACUCCAGUGCAAAGGCACGACUUGGACCGCAGGUGGAGAAGAUCAUCCGUGGUGUGCAACGUGUGAAGGACUUCAGUGCACCCGCUGAGUCCAUCAAUCACGGUAUCUACACGACCGAGGCUUGGACGACCACGAGUUUGGCUGUGGAAGGCAUGACGGCAUGGUGCGACGUGACAGCCUUCCAUCGUGAGUACAAGGAGCAGGCCUUUGAUGGAUUGGAGGCUGCCGUGCAGGGCCUCACAGACAAGGUUUGUGCUUCCAUCCUUCAGGUGGUAAACAAGGCCAACGCCGGCAAGCAGGCGCUGAAGCCGGUGUACAAUGAAAUCAAGGUCGUCCUUCCGUUCUUGGAGGGUGUGGACAUUGCCAAAUUGAAGCCCGAGGAUGUUCCAAAGGACUUGACGGACCUGCUCGAGAAGUACAAUGACCUGUCCGACACCUUGGAAAGCGCGGUGCAAGGUGCAAGAGCUGUCCGUGACACUGAGCACGUUUUGCUGUGCUACGUGAACCGGGAGUUGGACAUGAAGGAUGUGAUCCCGGCCGAGACCCUGAAAGCCAUGAUCGCUGCGCACAAAGAGACACCGUCAUGUUCGGAAAUGAUGGGUGUCGCGUUUGCUUUUAUGGCGCUUGAGCUCUUUACGCAGAGCCGUGCAGAGCCGCUUAAGCUCGGCAAGGAAGUGAGCACAUUCCUCAAGUUCGCGAGCACGCAGUUGCUGCUUUCGCGCAAGGACCAGCCAGGCAAGGCUCUUGCCAUGCUGGAGAAGUUGCAGAAGGCCAGACAGAACGGGAGUCAACCGCAGUUAGCAGUGGCCACAGGUAAGAUAAAAGUAGUUGGUAGUAUAUAUAUGUGUUAUAUAGGUUUAUAUUUAUAUAAUUAUAUAUGA
Messenger RNA from Symbiodinium sp. CCMP2592, 1623 nucleotides. The record is from the annotation of a GenBank genome assembly. NCBI's taxonomy places the organism in Eukaryota, Dinophyceae, Suessiales, Symbiodiniaceae.